Pelobates fuscus (common spadefoot toad) is the source of this 848-nucleotide messenger RNA. Its product is annotated as tetraspanin-1-like. The record is from RefSeq and is a predicted model, not a curated record. Gene Ontology annotation, cellular component: plasma membrane. NCBI's taxonomy places the organism in Eukaryota, Metazoa, Chordata, Amphibia, Anura, Pelobatidae. Bases 28 to 759 code for a protein of 243 amino acids. The transcript has 8 exons.
UUGCUACCAGCCUUUAAAAACACAACCAUGGGUUGCUUUACGUGCAUCAAAGUGAUAAUGGUUAUAUUCAACGUCCUCAUAUUUCUCGGAGGUGGUGUUCUCCUCGGAGUUGGCAUCUGGGUCACCGUGGACAGUUCUUCUUUUCUGAAGACGUUUGCAGGAUUAUCGGCAGACACUGCUGCACAGUUGAUAAAUGUCGGCUACCUUCUCAUUGCUCUUGGAUGCCUACUGAUCAUACUGGGCUUCCUGGGAUGCUGUGGAGCUCAAAAAGAGAGCAAGUGUCUCCUAAUCAUCUUUUUCACAAUUAUCCUGAUCAUCUUCAUUGCAGAGAUAGUUGGUGCUAUUCUUGUCUUGGUCUACUCUUCUCAGGCACAAACCUGGUUAGCGGGGCUCCUGAUACCUGUUCUACAGAAGGAAUAUGGCACAAACCAGGAUGUGACUAAACUGUGGAAUGCAACCAUGAUGGAUGCCAAGUGCUGUGGUCUAACUGGGUACAGCGACUUUAACAAUUCUACCUAUGUGCAACAGCACAGCAGCCAAUACCCAUCUUUCUGCUGUAACAACACAUCACCCUGUACAGCAGCUGUGGCGAACACUGCCAAAAUACCGGGCUGUUUUCAGCAUAUUCUGGACCUUGUAAAACAGAACGCACCUAUUGUGGGCGGUGUGGCGGCCGGUAUCUGUGCAUUGGAGCUGGCGGCUAUGAUCGUGUCCAUGUAUCUCUACUGUCAAAUAGACAAAGGUGGAAGCGUCCACUAACCGAAGAAGAAAUCUGCUGAAAAUGAUUUGUGUACAUUGUAUAAACUGACAUUUAAUACCAAAUAAUAUAAAGAAACAUGCAACAUGAA